Messenger RNA from Struthio camelus australis, 1690 nucleotides. The record is from RefSeq and is a predicted model, not a curated record. NCBI's taxonomy places the organism in Eukaryota, Metazoa, Chordata, Aves, Struthioniformes, Struthionidae.
GCUGUUGGGCUGGCUGUGCCCUGGCCCUUGCACUGGCCCUUGGGGCUCUCCCUCCUCUGGCUCCCUGCGGGAUGGGAGAGCCUGGGGAAGGAAGAGGAAGCCUGGCAGGGCUCACCCCCACUGCCGGGGGAGAGGUGGUAAGAAACGGUGGGCCUGUGCAUGGGGAGGUGCCUCAUGUGAGAGAGGGGCAGCAAGCUCAGGAGUCCUGGAGGUCUCCAAAAACAUCUCUGAGCCCUGCCACAAGAUGUGCCCUGGGGGAGAAGCAAUGGGCUACAGGUUAGGGUGGGGCAUGCUACCCCUGCAGAGCCUCCAUCCUGCAUGAGGAGCAGGGAGACCUGCUUGGGCUGCACUGUGGUGUGAGGGCUGUGAAUGCCAGGCAAUUCCCCCAGUGCUGGGGGAGAUGCUCCUUCUUGGCUAAUGCUCUUCCUGCCAUCCUCAGGGCCGCUGAGUCAGGCACCAGAUGGGAAGGAUCUGGAGGAGGGCCUCAUCCGAAACCUGGUGCAGCCGCGGGGUGUGCGGCGUGGGGCUGGGCAUCGGCCAGGUGGCUGGCGGAGGUACCGCAGACCCCGGCCCCGGCUCUCCCACAAGGGCCCCAUGCCCUUCUAACACAGGGUUGCCACCAGCUCUCAUGGGACAUGUCCAUGUCGUCAUCUGCAUUUCAUAGCCUGGUCUGCUUGUCUUCGAGUGCUGGGCUCUGCCUGUGAGCACUCACCUCAUGUCACCUCUUCCCUGUUGCUGUCCCUGGUGGCACCAGCCCCUGGCUCUGUAUCCCACAGCUGUCUGGUGCUGCAGGUGCCUUGGCACCUCCCAUCUCCCCUCACUGCCUCUUGGGGCUGCGCCAGGGGCUGGGUGAGAGGGUGACCCAGAUGCAGCCUAUCACUGGGGCCUCUGGUCCCUCACUCCUGUCUCUCGUGGGACAGGAGCAGUGCUCAGAGAUGGUUCUUGCUCCACUCAUGCCUGCAUGGGAGGGAGCCAGGCUGUCCUCAGCACACUGAAGCCACCGCAGGCAGGGCACAGGCAUGCAGGACGGCAGCUCUGCCCUUGCACUGCUGCAGGAGGCUGGUUGAGCUGCUGCUGGCCUGAGACUGGGCGCCUUUGCGCAAAGCACUUUGUUGGGUGGAGGAGCUCUCCACAGGGGUCGGCAAGCGCCCUUGCUCAUCCUGCACCAUCCCUGGUGUGAGCCUCCCACGUGUGUGGUUGGUCUUGGUGGGUCUAUUUAUUCUCGUGGUGCUAACCCUGCAGUGUGUCUGAGCCUACCCUUCCCUCCCUGGCUCUGGCUAGUCUGGGGACCUCUCCUAGACCCCUUGGGACCCCUGAGGUUUGGGGGUAUGGCUUGCUCUUAGGCAUGGAUGGAGGCUGCUCUGUGCCUUGAGCAGUCUUGGUGCAGGCCUGAAGAGGGGAUGCCCAGCGUGAGGCUGGGGUGGCUGCCCAGGGCAUUUCAUGGGGGUCUGGGCUCCUCUACCUGCUCCAAGCUGUGGGGCAGCGGGAGAGCCAGCUCCCAUGUGAGGGUUCAUGUGGCUGCCAGGAGUCUUUGUAUAAAACACUAACUUAUACCAAAGGGGAUGCCUUAUUCUCAACGACGCUGGUCCCUGCUGGUCACCAUGUCUCUUGUGUCUGUAAAGAUUUGUUCUGUGUAAAUACAUCUUUAUAAUAAAGAGUUAUGAUGGCAAUAAACCCUUAUUUUUGGCAA